AUGACCAGCCUCAGAGCCGGACGGAGGGUCCUGGCCCUGGUUCUCCUGGUUGUCCUCCAGCUUCAGGCCUGUAGGGGACAGGGUGCUGCUGAGCUCAGGAAGCCCAUCUACCAGAGACUCAGACGACUUGACGAUCAGUUCCGUCGAUUCCAGGAACAGACCCUGAGCCGGUUAGACCUUCUGUCCCAUAUGUCUAAUGUGUCGACCACCCUAGAGGUCAGAGUUCAGACCCUGUCUGACCAACACAGAAACCUUACCCAGGAACUCACACAACUCAGAGACACCACCACACAGGGCAGCAGGCAGACCCAGAGACUGAGUCAGGAGCAGGGAGAGUCUCUCUCCAGCCUCACCCUAGAGCUCCACAGCCAGGAGGAGCGUCUCGACUCCCUGGAGGCCCAGCGAGAGGAGCUUCUGGUCGGGCUGAGAGGUCUCCAGGAGUCCCUGAGGAAGAAGGAUCUCCGGAUGAGCCGGCUGGAAGGGAGGCUGGGGGAGCUUUUACAGGGGAAUGUAGUCUCUUCCUGGGGAUCAGAGAGGACAGGAGACCCCCUCACCUCCAACCUCACCCCCCAGGACACAGCACCCCCACGGAGGACCCAGGCCUCCAGAGGACAGAGCCCAAGACAGGACACCCAGACCCAGCCCGGACACACCCAGACAUAUUACCAGCCCCAGACCCAGCCCGGACACACCCAGACAUAUUACCAGCCCCAGCCUCAGCCCUACUCUCAGCCCCAUCUCCAACCCCAGCCCAAACCCCAUCCCCAUCCCCAACCCAAACCCCAACCCCAUUCCCAGCCAAAACACACCAAAGACAGGAUGAGGAUGAGGACAAGACUACAGCCUCCACUUCCCCACCCCACACAGCCUCCUUCUCAGUCCCAGAAGGAGAGGAAGAGACUGGGGGAGAGAGGACAGGAAAGCCCCCGGCCUGGUCAUCCUCAACAGGGGCCAAAACCACAGUCUGUGGAGGAGACGAGAGAGGAGGGAGAGAUGGAGAGGAGGAGGGGGGACGAGGUGUGGAGGAGGAUCUGUAAUGUGGACUCCAUGCUCCUGUUCCCGUCAGCUUCCUCUGAGAACUACGUCACCUUCUCCCGGAGCUUCCCUGCUCUUCCAGAACUCUCUGUGUGCCUGUGGCUCCGCGUCGACGUCGGGUACGUAGGAACGCUCCUCUCUUACGCCACGGAAGACAACGACAACAAACUAGUUCUAUACGGACGCAACUCCUCCUCCUCCUCUUCCUCCACCCCCAGCCGAGAAACCCUGGACUUCGUGGUGGGAGACCCUGCGUACCGUGAGCUCCCUGUGGACUCUGUGCUGGACGGGCGCUGGCACCACCUCUGUGUCCUCUGGUCCUCUAUCCAGGGACGAUUCUGGCACUACACCGACCAGCGCCUGACCUCCGCAGGGUCACGGUUCAGGAAGGGUUACGAGGUGCCGGGAGGGGGGUUAGUGGUGCUGGGAGCAGAGCAGGACAGCCAGGGGGGAGGGUUUGAUCCCACCGAGGGGUUCGUGGGGCGUCUGGCGGGGUUCACCGUGUGGGACCGGGUGUUGAGUCCUGGGGAGGUGACGGGGGUGGCUACGGGGAGGGGGGUACCCCGGGGGGUGGUGCUCGAGUUGGGGGACGUUGACGGAGUUCAUGGGGAGGUGCAGCAGGUAGCCUGCGAGUGCCUGGAACACUGUAGCUGA
Messenger RNA from Salvelinus namaycush (lake trout), 1689 nucleotides. RefSeq names its product pentraxin-4-like. NCBI's taxonomy places the organism in Eukaryota, Metazoa, Chordata, Actinopteri, Salmoniformes, Salmonidae. The transcript is spliced from 4 exons. The record is from RefSeq and is a predicted model, not a curated record. The coding region runs from base 1 to 1689 and encodes 562 amino acids.